AUGAUGUCCGAUCUUCCAAGAGAUUUGUUGGAGGAGAGACUCUCUAGGGUUCCGGUGAAAUCAUUGAGAGAAGCGCGAUUUACCUGCAAAAAUUGGAAAACAUUAUCCAAAAAGCGGAGCUUUACAAAGAAGCACCUUGCUCAGGAAGCAACAUCAAGGGAAAGUGAGUUUAAGGUUGUCAUGGUCUUGCAUUGUAAGGUUUAUCUAACGAGCAUCAACCUCCGUGGAAUUCACAACGGCUUUGACCCGUCUAUAAACCGUCAAGCUAAACUUGUUAGCCUAAACGGUACAGAUCAGAUCGAUAUAUCUGAAGUAUAUCACUGCGACGGUUUACUGUUAUGUAUCUCGAAAGACUACACUAGGGUCGUGGUUUGGAAUCCGUAUAGGAGCCAAACUUUGUGGCUCAAACCCAGUAGUCCUGACCAUAGAAUGGACUGGUAUAUCUGUGCUAUAGGAUACGAGAAGCGUAAAUCAAGCCUACGCUACAAAGUUUUGCGAUUCGUUGAUUUUGCCGAAGAAGAAUUUGUUGAGUACGAAAUAUACGAGUUAAAGUCUAAUUCAUGGAGGGUUCUCGAUGUCACUUCCGACUGGGAAGUAGAGUUUUAUGCACGAGGUGUCUCUCUCAAGGGAAAUACUUAUUGGUUUGCUACAGACAAGUUUCCAGAAAUCAGCAGUAAUCUUAUACAUAGUGUUUAUUUCUUGCUCUGUUUUAAUUUUACAUCGGAGAGAUUUGGGCCGCGUCUUCAUUUGCCGUGUUACCCUAUGGAUGUAGAUACUGUGAGUCUUUCUAGUGUUAGAGAAGAGCAACUUGCUGUGUUAUUUCAGCGUAAGGACAACUUACAUAUGGAGAUUUGGGUUACGACUAAGAUUGAACCUGAAGAGGUGAUGUGGAGCAAGUUGUUCUUAGCAGUGGAUAUGCAACCACUCACUGAUUUUAAGUUUGGAAUUGCAGAUGCGAGUUUCAUCAUUGACGAAGAGAAGAAAGUUGUUGUAGUCUUUGCUAAAGACAAAGAUGUAAUGUAUCCCACUCACAACACAGCUUACAUCAUUGGAGAGGAUGGAUAUUACAAAGAAGUGGAUCUCGGAAAAACUACUGAUAAAAUUCGAGAUCCACUUGUGUGCUCGUAUGUUCCAAGCUCAGCGCAAAUCAAGCAAGGAGGCAAAAGGAAGAAAAAAGGGAAAUUGAUUACUGAUUAACAUUUAUAUCUUGCUUUGUGAUCUUCUUCUUUCAACAAAAUUUGGUUUGAAA
Molecule: messenger RNA, 1249 nt
Organism: Arabidopsis thaliana (thale cress)
Lineage: Eukaryota; Viridiplantae; Streptophyta; Magnoliopsida; Brassicales; Brassicaceae
Product: F-box and associated interaction domains-containing protein
Exons: 1
Coding region: 1-1197 (398 amino acids)
Source: RefSeq, marked reviewed